CCUCCUUCUGUUUCAUUCGCCUCAGCGUCCGGAAACCACGCAUACAUUCCAAAGUUUAUUCCUUCCAGGCAUUAUUACAUACGACUGUCACGUGACCGCAGGCCAGGCUGAAAGCAAAUCGUUCCGUCGGACUCCUGCCUACCAUCGGACUGUCUUCGGUGAUUUUAUUCCUAGAAGGCACCUCGGGUUAUACUAGUGCCAGAUGCCGGACUCUGGCGCAUGGUGUUAUCCUGUAGGAAAGGAUUUGUGGCGUUGCGGCACAGUCGCUGUGCCUAGAUCCUCUUCUGCACCACGCCGACCGGAACUAUAUUUGAAGCUCUAAGCGCCGACUCAGGCUUCUUCUCCUGUCUUUCUUGCCACGUCUUCCAUUAACCAUGGCGUCCUUCGCGACUCUUCCGACAGAACUCCAAGAGCAAAUUAUCGCCGAAUUAGAUAUCAGCGACCUUUCCUCCUUCUCGCGCACUUGUGUAUGCGUUCAUAAUGCUAUUCUGCCUUUCCUAUACCGCAAUGUUUCUAUUACUUGGAGCCGUUGCAAAACAGUGUCUCCUACCGCAGGUCUGCUCCUCCGCAGUCUCCUCGAAAACAACUCCCUAGGACCGUUGAUCCAUCAACUUCAUUUACUGGCCGAGAAAGUAGCUGCAUCGCCCCCUGUCACAGAUCCUUACCCGGAUGCCGUCUUGGACAUUCGAUCAAAUAACGACCACCCGAUUCCUCAAGCGUUGCUUGAAUGCAACCUCCAGAAAGCCGGGAUACGCGAGGACGAACAUACAGAGCAGCUAUCUCUUCGCAAACACGAUGCGAUCAUUGCCCUCCUCAUUCUGAACUGCAACAAUCUCGAGUGGCUUGACGUGGACACUGGCUUGUUGGUCGACAACACCGCUUUGCCGAGGGCGAUUGAGCACACUUUCAGAGAGAUGGGUGCGAGCGACUAUAGAGCCUAUGAAAUAGAACCUAGUAAACCCGACGUCGCAGCAACAGCCACAACCAGCUGUCCUCCUCCUCGCUCUAUAUUACGGCGCGUUUUCGAAUGUCUGCGUCGUAACGGCGAGACAUCUGAACCGAACACGGUCAGAGGUCGACCCGAACCACGCAUCGAGCAACAUCAAACUAAGCCUUACGUUGAUUACACUCUCAACAAAACGCGGUUGAACGGAUACCCCAGUCUCAGACGUGUGGAUAUGACGACGACUAUAGAAGACUGGCGGCUUCCCUAUUACUGGCGCCUGCCCCCAAGAGUACUCGUCGCAUGUCUACAUUUUCCAGCCCUGGAGGAGCUUCAUGCGCAAUAUCUAGCUCCAAAUUUUACUCAUGAUUCCGCUGGAUCGCCUACUGUGGACGAAGGAUGGGACGAAGCGUCGAAGUCAGACCCAGAACUUCCACAGGCAGAGCGCUUGUUGACAAUACGACUCCUUGCAACCUCAAUCAAUGCGAAAGGGUUAACGAGGAUCCUUUCUCUUACGCCCAGUCUCACGCGUCUGGUGUACGACUAUUAUGCUCAAGGCCACGAGCGUUGCCCUGGUCGGGUGGAAUGGUUCCGCUACGGCACUCUACGUGGCUCGGACUUGCGCCACGCUUUAGAAAGCGUGCGUGGCACGUUGCAAUAUUUGACAGUCUCCCUCACCCCCGUCAAGAAUGGCAAAGAUCCACUCGAUUUAUUUCCCUACACUUGGUUAGGUGAUGGAGUAGGUUCACUGAAGGAUUUCCAUUCCUUGCGAGGGCUGGGUAUUGCGCUUCCUGUCCUAUGUGGUGACGCGCAGCGCGGAUUGCCACCGCCGCCGCUUGCGUCGAUGCUGCCGGCGAGGUUGGAGGAAUUCCAUUUGACAGGCGACGUGCAAGUAUGGGGUCUCUUCUACCAAUAUGGUGGCGGUGAAAUUUUGGAACUCAUCGAGCAGUUUGUCGCAGUUUCUCAAGAGGUAACCCCACACAUGAAGCGACUGAAACUGGAUGUGCACGCUAUGGACUAUCCAGAGUACAUAUGGGAAAAGGGCUAUAGUGAGAGAGCGAAAAAACUGUGCACGGAAACGGGACUGGUAUGCGAGAUAACAGAGUAGCAAAGCCGAUGGUUCAAGGGCCACUCUCGAAUAAAUUUGGAAGGAAAUGCUAUGAACUUUAAG
Molecule: messenger RNA, 2114 nt
Organism: Trematosphaeria pertusa
Lineage: Eukaryota; Fungi; Ascomycota; Dothideomycetes; Pleosporales; Trematosphaeriaceae
Exons: 1
Coding region: 375-2051 (558 amino acids)
Molecular function (GO): protein binding
Source: RefSeq, a predicted model, not a curated record